Lycium ferocissimum is the source of this 1004-nucleotide messenger RNA. Its product is annotated as cysteine-rich repeat secretory protein 38-like. Bases 35 to 790 code for a protein of 251 amino acids. The record is from RefSeq and is a predicted model, not a curated record. Lineage: Eukaryota; Viridiplantae; Streptophyta; Magnoliopsida; Solanales; Solanaceae. The transcript has a single exon.
UGAAGUUUUAUACCAUCUCAUUUUCAAUCAAAAUAUGGCAUCCUCAAAAUUAAUCUCUUGUCUAUUUUUUCUUUCAUCCAUUGCAAUUCUUGUACAAACAGUGAACUCCCUUGAUCCACUCGUCCAUAUUUGCUCGAACUCACUCUUCACAGCCAACAGUGAUUAUGCACAAAACUUAAAAAAUCUCUUAGGUGAUCUCAACUCGAAAACUCCCCCAACAGGGUUCUCAACUAGCUCAAUGGGAAGAAAACCUGAUCGAACAUACGGGCUUUCACUGUGUCGUGGCGAUGUUUCAAAUACCGAUUGCAAGUCAUGUGUGUUAGCUGCUAGUCAAGAAAUAGGAAAACGUUGUCCAUACCGUAAAGAAGGCAUCAUAUGGUACAAUAAGUGUCUUUUGAAAUAUUCCGACGAUUGUUUCAAAGGAGAAAUCGACGAUACGAACAAGUUUAUCUGGUGGAAUAGUAGUGCGAUUGCUAAUCCAGAGUUUAUUGCUAUAAUAACCAAGGAAAUGUUGGGAUGCAUAGCUGAAAAAGCUUAUAACGGGCCGAAUUUCUUUGCAACGAAAGAAAUGAAUAUUGUAAACAAUGAAAAAUGGUAUGGAUUGGUUCAGUGCACAAGGGAUCUUUCUAAAGAGGAUUGUAAGAAGUGUCUUGAGGGUAUUAUUAGUCAACUUCCAAUAUCUGGAAAAAGAGGUGGAAGAGUUGUUGGAGGGAGCUGUAACUUUAGAUUUGAAGUGUAUCCCUUCUUUAAUACUCUUCAGAAAUUAGAGUAUAUUAUGCUAAAUAAAUAAGCUCACAAAUGGAUGUAAAUUUAGCCUAAAUAACUUACAAGUCCUCUGUGUGUGUUUGUGUCUAGAGGGCUUGACCUGUGUGUUUGUCGGGAGGGCUUGACCUAAAAAUCCAAUAUGGAUGUAAUUUAGUCUAAAUAAAUUACAAGUCCUGUUGUUGCUGUUAUUGUUGUUGUCAUAGUUAUUGUUGUUAUUAUUGUCAUAGUUAUUGUUGUUA